Messenger RNA from Rangifer tarandus platyrhynchus (Svalbard reindeer), 1522 nucleotides. NCBI's taxonomy places the organism in Eukaryota, Metazoa, Chordata, Mammalia, Artiodactyla, Cervidae. The record is from the annotation of a GenBank genome assembly.
CAGGAAGGAGGCGUUGUGCCGCAACUGCUCCACGAUUUGCAGCAGCAGGAAGCAACCGCGUGGCAGAUGCAAGGGGCAGUGGAGCAGCACCCGCAGCAACGCAGGCACGGACAGACGGAACAACUGCAGCAGCAGGGACAGGACGAAAUUUUUUGUGGGUGGAGUGUACCCGCAAGCCACAGAACUGCAAAUUCGUUCCUAUUUCGAGCGAUACGGGAAAGUGAAGGGGGUAGAACUGAAAAUGGACCGAGUAACGGGAAGAAACAGAGGCUUUGCCUUCGUGACUAUGGCUGACGAAACAGCAAAGGACGCUGUUUUUAGAGGCCAGCAUGUACUCGGUGGAAAGAAGAUCGAAGUACGUGCGCUUCAUGAUGAUGGAUAUGAGGCACUGAAGAGAAAAAUCUUCGUUGGAGGCGUCAAUCCUUCUCUUUCUGAAGAGGAAAUUGGAGCGUACUUCGGAAAAUUUGGAACGGUGGAAAAGGUCAGCAUUAUUAGGGAUGCUACGACAGGGAAAUCCCGCGGAUUUGGUUUCGUGGUUUUCGCCGAAGAAUCUGCCGUAAAGGACGUCCUCAAAAAUCGCCGCCAUAAUCUGAAUGAUAAGGAUAGCGUCGGGUAUGUCAAAUCUGCUGCUCAGCAUAUAUAUGAGGUACGUGUGUACAUCUAUCAAGUGAGUAGACACACUCUAUUGCGAAGUUCGAGCAGCAGAGGCACGUGCAGCACUGCCGACAACCCCGCCGAUUUACAGCGUAUAGCUCGUACCCGCCUAUGCAUCCGCCAGCCCCGGGCGGCCGAGGAGCAGCAGCAGGUGGAGCACCUGCUGCGUACUAUCCAGCAGGCCGCGCCCCCUGCUGCAGCGCCAGUGGCUCCAGCUCCUGCACCUGCUUAUUACUACGGCCCUCCUCCUCCGACCCUGAGUAGUGUUCCUGCUCCUGCUCCUGCUCCUCAAGUGACGCCGUACUAUGCGACAGCCCCAGCUCCUGCUGCUGCUGCUGCCGCUCCGCCUGUGCACCCACACAUGGUAGGCGCUGCGCCUGCUGCCACGCCCUAUGCGCAACAUCAUCCGCCGCAGCCGGUAGCUACACAAGCUACUCAAUACGGGGCCACAACGCUGACAUCUACUGCUAUUCCGAUGGUGGCAGCUGGGCAGCAGCAGACCGUCGCUGCCACCAAUAUCUACGGAACAGCUGCUGCACCUGCUCCUGCUGCCACGGCGUACGAUCCAAAUGCAGUUGCUGCUGCUGCGGCUGGCGCGGCCGCACCCGCAGCUGCUCCUGCUGCUGCCAACGCUCGUGUUGCAGCAUCCAGCUACUGGGGCGAAGAUCAGUCUGCCGCCUGCUACGGGGUCGCCAGAACUACUACGGCUGCUCCUGCGGCUGCGACAGGCGUCGUCGGAAGACCCACCGCUCAAACUGCUGUGACAGCACCCACCAGCUACGGAGGGUACAGCCCCGUGAGGCAAAGUAAGAACAGCAGAUCUGACUUAGGACAGCACAUCUCCGCUUUCAAGCGACGUCUCUCGUGA